This is a messenger RNA of Saccostrea cuccullata (small rock oyster), 433 nucleotides long. RefSeq names its product E3 ubiquitin-protein ligase BRE1A-like. The record is from RefSeq and is a predicted model, not a curated record. Lineage: Eukaryota; Metazoa; Mollusca; Bivalvia; Ostreida; Ostreidae. Bases 20 to 433 code for a protein of 137 amino acids. The transcript is spliced from 2 exons.
GGGCUAGAAAAUCAACAUCAUGGGAUGCUGCUUUUCCAUAAAGCAAUUUGAACACACUGAAAAUGAUAACCGACAAUUGAAACGGGUAUUUUCAGAGAAAAGGAGGCGGUCAGAGGCAUGCUCUCGUCGUAAUCAGAACGAGGCUCCUGAGGAUAAACAGAAUCCAGUACAUCAAACCUACAACUUCUACUACAAUGGAAGACCUGCUGAACCUUACACUGUUCCAGAAGAGGGUCAGGAUCCCAGAGCACCCAACUUACAUGUACCAAUGACGUUGCCAUUAUUUACGUAUCAAUUGCAAUUAGAAAGUGAAAAAGAAAAAGAAAGAGAAACUGAAAGAGAAAAUGAAAGAGAAACUGAGAGAGAACGUGAGAUCCCUGAACUACCUCCUUCUCCAGAGCCCAGAACAGUGUACCUACGUAUUAAAAAGUGA